CGCUGGGGACUUUUCGCACCCUUCUCUCCCCCCCCCCCGCGGGCCGGGAUGUCGGAGACUGGAGACGGCGGAGCUUGUGUCGGGGUGGACGGCUCGGUGAACGGCGUAGCGUCUCGUCGUUUUAUCGGCGUCAGCGCCUGUCGGGGUCUUCUCGUUUCCCUGUAAUCUCACCCCACCCACCCACCCUCCCCCAGUCAUCGCAUCCAGUCAUGGCCGGCGUCGCGGCUUCGAGCGGUCACCGAACCAAAGCACAGCCCAGUAGGCCUCUCGCUGUUCCCGAGGCGGCCGGCCCCGCUGCUCCCUGGUGGAAAGCGGACGCCGGCGGCCUGGGAGAAAUCAGCGACGAGUUCGCGGUCUGCAGCGACAAGAAGGAUUAUCUGGAGGGCAGCACGGCCUCCAUCCAGGAACUUUUCAAAGUGGUCCUGGUCAUCUCGGUGCCCCUGAUGGUUCGUUACGCGGCGACGGCGUCUCCUGGCCCCCAGCAAGUCUGGGUGCAGCUGAAGGGGAGACGGGAACAUGUGAGGAAAGCCAAGGAAUAUAUCAAGGGAAUUUGUAAUCCAGAAUUUCGUCAGAUUGAGUAUUAUCCAAAGGAAAUGCAUUGCAUUUUUGCAGGAGCUAAAGGCUUGUUUCUCAAGUGUCUUAUACAAGAUACCUGUGCUGAUAUCUCCAUGGCAAGUGCUGGAGCAAUUAGCAUUACAGGAGGUACAGAAGCAGUGAUUAUGGCAAAAACCCGAAUACAGCAGUUUGUGCAGCUGUUCAAAGAUAACCAAAGCAUACCUAACAAAAGAGAAUCUUCAAUUAAAAGAAACUUUAAGCGCAUUAUAGAAUUAAAUGCUGAUAAGUAUUCAAUGGAUUUGCUGCUCUUGCCCAGCGCUGUAAAGGAGGAACUUGUGAAUCUUGCUGAAGAUGUACUGUGUCAUGAAGAACCUAUAGAUCUGACUUUAGAACUUGAUGAUAAUUCCCAAAUUAUUAAUCAUGAUACUUUUAACUCUUCCUCUGAAGGAAAAUCUAAAGAUCUGCCCUACUUUGAAGAAGCUAGAAGACAGGCUGGCACGCCUGUAUCUGAACUUGCUCAGCAAAUGAACACUAUGCUUACACAAGUAAGUCAAAAAUCAUUUGUUCCAGAAAUAGAGCAACCAUCUUGUGAGGCACCAUCAGCAGGAAAGGAGAGACUGUCAUGCAAAAGAAGAUCAUCUAACAGCGAGGACAGACAUACAAAGCGCCAGUUUUCGGGAGACAUUGAGUUUGCAGCAAAUACCACAACUAAAGUGCUUUGUACUAACGUGGUCACUGAUGAGCCCCCUGCAUGCAAUGUUCCCUUAAUUGGACAGCAGGAUAAUCAAAUUGAAGAGGACUCAACAGUUACUACCCCAGAAAUGGAGUUCAACAUGCUUGUAGAAUUUUUCAGAACAAUGGGUUAUUCCAAUGAUGUAAUAAAAAGAGUUAUUGGUGAAAUGGGGCAGAAUGAAGAACCUAUGUUAUUGCUUAAAAGAAUUGUUGAAGAAAGUAAACACAUGGAGGAUGAACAAACCACUUGCGUACAACAGGCUGCUGGUUCAAGUAGCCUUUGUGUAAGUUCAAUACAAGAAACAAAUAAAAAUCCACAAGUAGACACACCUGAAACUUGUACCGUAAGAACUGUUCAAGUUGAAGAAAGAAGAGCAAAAUCGGUACCCAGUUCUUCACAAGAUCAAUGGAAACAUGAGAGACUUGAAAAACGCAGUCAGCCUGUGGAUGAAAUGUUUGUCAUUGCCCAGGAUAACAAAGAUGAAGUCUUAACAAAGCCUCCUGCAGUCAAGUUAAUUAACGACACUGAGAAUUUUCACUCAGUGAAGCAUUUCACCCAUGCCUUAGUUAAUGAGAGGAAAUUGUUAAAUGAAAGUGAUAUUGUAGCAAGAGGCAGCUCUGAACAGCCACUAUUGCCUGUGUUUUCCAAUCGUCAAGUGAGUGCUUCAGUGACUGGAGUUCAACGAUUCCAUGAUUUACUGAAAAGUCCUUACAGACUAAACCUAACGAGUGAUCCUGGGAAACCAAAUUUGAAGCACAUUAUAAUUGAUGGAAGUAACGUUGCAAUGGCCCAUGGAAUGAAAAAAAUAUUUUCCUGUCGUGGUAUUGCAAUUGCAGUAGAAUGUUUUUGGAAUCGUGGUCACCGAAAUAUAACUGUGUUUGUUCCUCAGUGGAGAACCAAGCGAGAUACCAAAAUUACAGAGCAGCAUUUCUUAACUGAGCUUGAAGAUCUUGGUGUCCUUUCUUUUACACCAGCUAGAACAGUAUGUGGAGUAAGAAUUGCAUCACAUGAUGACAGGUUUUUAUUGCACCUUGCUGAGAAAACUGGUGGGAUUAUUGUUACCAAUGACAAUCUCAAAGAAUUUGUGUAUGAAUCUCCAGCCUGGAAAGCAAUAAUUCAAGACAGGUUACUACAGUAUACAUUUGUUGGAGAUUUAAUUAUGUUACCAGAUGAUCCCCUUGGAAGGCAUGGUCCUGGAUUGGAGGCUUUUCUGCAUCAAGUGGCUGUUUCAAGGGCUUUGCCACAGAAGACAAAUGUCGUAAUUCAUCCAAGUGUACCAUUUUCAGUACCACGUGCCACCUUUACAUUUGAAUCGCGACGACCUGAAAUGCCCCCUUUGCGAACAAGAGAGGAAACUGACCAACUAAAACAAAAUUUGUUGAAGAUAUUUCCUGAAGUCAGUCAAAGACAGAAAAUUGAUCAGAUUUUGGCAGCACAUCCACACAUGAGGGACCCUAAUGCACUGUCUGCAAUGGUGCUGGACCAAGAAUAACUUGUCAUGAACGUUGGAAGUGUUGAUAAUGUUAGAAUAUUUUGGGAGUCCCAAAUCUAACUUUACUGUUGAUCAGUUGUCGAGCGGCAAGGUACUUUUCUUUUUGUACCUACACAAUUGCUUGUCUCAGUUGAAGUAGAAGAUUUCCUGCACAGUCAGUGGUUUGACUAUUUUCUGUGGGACAGAAGAAGCUGCCACAAUUCUCAUUUUGAUGAAUCUACUUCAGCUUAUAAGUCGUCCUCUGUCACAGCUGAAGUAAUGGAGUCAAACGUGUUUUAUCUUUUUCAGUUAAGGACCCGGGGUGAUGGAAAUAACGUAAAGAACAGUGUGGGGAAACCAUAAUGUUGUUCUUCACUUAGCCUUUCAAUAUUGCUAUUCAUAGUAAGAACUGAGGGAAUAUUUACAAAAUAAGUUUUAGUAAUAGAUUUGCAAAUAUUCAAUAUUCAUUUACAUAAUAUUUAUAGAAAGGCGGUGUAUAAACUGGGUUACAUUUUAUUUAAUUACUGGCUGAAGGAACAUGUAAAUAUUACAAAAAGUAUAUAUUUUUGUUCAGAUUCAAGUGUAAAUUUCAAAUAAGAUUCUGAUUGGAUGGCAACAUUUUUUGAGAAUGUAUUUUGUUAAAUAAAAUCUGUUAAAACUAUAGCUAUAAACAUGACUAUUGAAAAAGUCAAAAAUCAAUCACUACCAAGAUGCCAAAAGUCCAAUUAAAUUUGUACUUUAAUACUUUA
Messenger RNA from Chiloscyllium plagiosum (whitespotted bambooshark), 3508 nucleotides. It is a transcript of the gene n4bp1, whose product is annotated as nedd4 binding protein 1. The record is from RefSeq and is a predicted model, not a curated record. Gene Ontology annotation, biological process: negative regulation of protein ubiquitination; negative regulation of proteasomal ubiquitin-dependent protein catabolic process. Lineage: Eukaryota; Metazoa; Chordata; Chondrichthyes; Orectolobiformes; Hemiscylliidae. Gene Ontology annotation, molecular function: RNA binding. Gene Ontology annotation, cellular component: PML body; nucleus.